GCCACAGUGUAGGCAUCCAUUUGUCGGAGCUUUGACAAUUCCUAGGAUUGAUUUCGAGUGCCGGUGAAAACAAUGCGAGUUUAUUUUGUGCAGUGCACGCGAUAUAUAAAGUUGCUGGAAUGUCAAACAAAGUCGGUUACCAGCCAGUCUGGACGGAGGAUGAGGAGGCGGCUUUGAACUCGGUGGUGGUGACCGAGGGACUCCAAGUGCCAAGGCCACGGACGACCAUGCCACAAAUCUCGGUGGACAGCGUCCAAGGGCGGAUGGACCGACGACAACAACGCCUCAACACAGAACUCCUGGACGCCUCCAUCAAAGGCCUCCUCCCCGCUGUCAAAAGGGCUUUAGACGAGGGCGCGAAUGUGAACACGGUCUGCCGCGACUCGGGUGUCUCCGCGAGCCACAUCGCCGCCCACUUGGGACACACGGCCAUUCUGCAGCAUUUGCUGUCCGCCGGGGCCAAACCCAAGAGCGAUUUCAAAGGUCGACACCCCAUUCACCUGGCAGCCUGGCGCGGGCACUUGAGCGUCCUCGAAAUCCUCGUCAAAGGUGACGUUGACGUCAAAGUAGAACCACCGAAAUGCGAAGAUCUUCAAGCCACGUCAUUGGAUUCCUGGGACCAUAAUCAUUGUUCAAUCAAUCAGACGAUGUCAGCGAUGCAGCUGGGCGCGACGGCGCUUCACGUGGCGUCGCAGCGGGCCAAGUGCUACUGCGUCAAGUUCCUCUUCAAAGCGGGGGCGAGCACGACGGCCCGGGACGCCAGGGACCUGACCCCGAUGGACGUCGUCGGGGAGCUCUCGGGCCCCGAGGAACGGGAGUACUGCUCCCGCGACCAGUGGGCACGGGUCCCCCUCGGCGACGACUCCGACGACGACGCCGCCCCCAGACUCCUCCGCUCCACUCACCACUUCGUCCAGUCCAGAGGCAUUCCAAGUGACGACGAAGCGGCCAGAUCGUAUUUAAGUGACUCGAGGUCCCGGCGCGGCUCGCACAUCGACCUGGAAGAUCCACCGGAGGAAACGAACGACAUGAUGCGAAACAUUAUCAACAUGUUCAUCAUGAGCGGGGCCCAGCUCGACGGCGAGACCAACGAGGAACUCGAGACGUUCCUCAAGAGUAAGAAAAUGACGCCGCUCCACACAGCAGUGCUCAAAGGCAACCUUUCAGUGGUGAGAAUCUUACUAGAGAACGAUUUCGAUGCGACGAUAUUGAAUGAGGAUGGCCUAGCUCCGAUUCAUCUGGCCGUUCAAGAGGGAAGUUUGGAGGUCCUGAAAAUCCUGCUGAGUGGCGAGGGACGACGACAAAGGUUAAUAAAUUUGAAAAACGCCAAAGGGCUGACCCCUCUUCACAUGGCGGUGCUCCAAGAAUGGGCCAGCGGCGUGAGUCUCCUCCUCGAGGCGGGGGCGGACCUGGUUGUCACGACUUCGCACGACGCUAACACUGUGCUCCAUCUAGCGGCCCAAAAGGGAAACGCAAAGCUCAUCAACGAGCUCCUCACCGUCGUAGAGGCGAAAGCGAUCAUUGACGCCAAAAACAAGACCCACCACACAGCCCUAAUGAUUUCGGUGAUCAGUGGAGACACGGAUUCUGUGGAGGCUCUUCUCAACCAUAACGCUGAUACUCUUGUCACUCUUCCAAGUAACGUCACGGUUCUUCAUCUGGCAACACAACAAGGAUCAAGUGCCGUUCUCGAAUUCCUUUUAUCACAAGAUGAACACAAGUCCAAAAGCCUUGUCAAUACAAGAGAAACUAUAACAGGGACGACUCCACUACACGCCGCGGCUUUGCGAGGCUACACGGAUUGCGUCAGAUGUCUGCUGCAACACGAGGCGGACGUCUACGCAAAGGCCAGUGACGUGCCUUACUUCGGCGGGACUGCGCUGCACUUGGCGUCGCGCAAAGGUCACGCCAGCGUCGUCAAAGCCCUCGUCGAGCACGACAAGAACCUUGUCGGUUGUUACAACACUAAUCGAUGGUACCCACUCCACAUCGCCGCCAGGUUCGGACACCGCAAUUGCGUUAAGGAAAUCAUUAUCGGCGGCGGAAAUUUAGCAGAGAUGGUCAAGGACAACGAAGGAACCGACAGAACUGCCAUCGAAAUCCUACUGUGGUGUUUGCCGCAACCGGUGAAGCUCGUCAACCAACUUUUGGAUUCGGCCAUCACUGUGAACGGGUACCCACUGAAUCAUGCACGAUGCAUCGUCAAGCUCCAUUACGACAUUCUCUGCCCCGGUACCACCGGUGGUCGGCAGAUGCGGGUGCUGACGAGUAUCCUGAACGCGGGCGACAAGCCCCUGAAGGAGAGCGCCCUCCCGCACCCUCUCGUCGAGACGUUCCUGCACUUCAAGUGGAAGAAGCUGUGCGGGAUCUUCCUGUGCUUCGCCUUGGUCAACACCCUCUUCACCGUCUCGCUCACUGCCCGCUCCAUGCUCCUCCACCUCCAUCGCUCGCCCGAGGCCCAGAAGGGAUUCUUCGCCGCCGCCGUUGCCGAUGCCGUCUGCCAGUUCUUCCUCUUCCUCACCUUUCCUGCUAUCAUAGUCAAGGAGCUGUUACACGCGAGUCAGCAAGAGAAGUAUUACUGGUCUGACUUCGAGUCGUGGCUCAAGUGGAGUGUCUUGGCCUUGACGGCUCUCACCCUGGCCUCGUCCGACCUGGGCUGGGGUUACGAGGAGGCCCAAAAACACGCCAAUUCCUUUGCAGUCCUCUUGGCAUGGAUUCACCUACUCGUUCUGCUCUCUCGUCUCCCCAGCUGGGGCCUCCACGUCCUCAUGUUCUUCUCUGUUGCUCGCAAUUUCAUCAAAGUGUUCUGCGCCUUCUCGAUCCUGAUCCUGGGCUUCACGUUCGCGUUCCUGAUCCAGUUCGAGGGCUCGGCGCCGUUCACGGACUUCUGGGCGUCGCUGAUGAAGGUGGUGGUGAUGACCUCCGAGUUCGACUACGGCUCCAUGUUCGAGGAGGACUCGCGGGCGGACCCGGUCGUCGGGCGCCUCAUCUUCAUCCUCUUCAUCGUCCUCGUCGCCGUCGUGCUCAUGAACCUCCUCGUCGGUCUCGCCGUCUCCGACAUCACCGUCCUCGAGGCCCAGGGCAAGUCCGAGCGCCUCAGCAAGCAGGUCGACUUCCUCAGCCUCAUCGAAGGCUUCGUCUUCAACGAGGCCAUCCUCAAGUUCGUCCCCGAACGACUCCAGAAGUGGAUACAGAGGAAAAUCGCAGUGCCCAGCUUCUUGAAGGUUUAUCCGGGAAGGCCUCUCGACGAAUCUCUACCGCGGCCAUUGAAGGAGUCUGUUCUGGAGACGCUUCGCACGACAGGGAGCAAGAAUGCGAGUGUAAAUGACGCGUGCACAACGCGGUCCUACGAAUCAGAAAGUGAUUUGGGCGAGGGAAGUGACGAUGAGGAUGUGAAAAAUCUCAUCUCCGAGGUCAUGACCGAAUUGCGAGAUAUUAAAAAACAAAUUGAAAUUUUGAAGCGGUAGGUAGUGCUUGGUUCAGACUAUAACCAUUCAUUAUGUCCUGGUUUAUUUAGUUCCUUCAAUGUUCUGAGAAAACUAAACGGUCGAUUAUUUCGCUCAAUUCACCGGGUGGUGAUCAAAGAAACCUACACCCAAGUAGUAUAGAUUGCAACAAGUAGCAAUUACAUUAUAAAAAUAUUGCAAUGCCACUGAGUGUUGUGUAUGUUGCCUAGCUCCUAUUAGAAGAGGCCCCAAUUAUUGAAACUUAUUGCAAUCAAAUGGAAAUAAGUUGGAAUUUUUCAUUGCAUUGUAUAUUGUCGAUCUUACUGACGAAUGGAGCUCAUUUUUUUGAUUGUUGAAAAUCGGCAUAAAUCGACUAAAUGAUGUAAAAAUAUUGCAAAUUAAUGGUAAAAAAUUACAAUUUUAUUGAAAUCAAAUUGCAAUUUAAUUUCAAUAUUUUCAAUGCACUGCGCUACUUCAGCAAUAGGUAUUUGGUUUUUAUUUUCAUUUUUGAAGAAUCAUGAUAUUUUUAAAGUUCUGCAACACAGACAUUCUUCGGUUUUCCGUUACCGAGGCAGAGGCGUACUCGUGGGAAUGAAAUUGCUUAAACCUCGACAUUGAAGGCAUUUGUGCGAGUGUAGCAUCCUUCUAUCGUUCUGUGCAGAGUUUCGAAUCGAGCAAGUUGCCUGGUGCUUAGAGCCCGUUUCAGAUUAUUUUUCCGCUUUGUUGUAUGUAAUUCCCUAUCUCGCGCGUUUAGAAAAAGUAUUCUGAAACGGGCUACUUGUAUAACUAGGUAUCAACCUAACAUAUUUUUUGACACGACUAUCUCUUUUAAAUCAAAUCUUCCACCACUUUCAACUCAAGGGCAGAAAAUGAAUAUGAUGAAAAUAUGUACUAUCAUGUUCACUGAUUGUUCACAGGGCAAAGGUCACAUUAAAUUCAGAUGUAAAAUUUGUAAAUGGCUUCGGGAAAAAUGAAAUAUAACAAGCCUUGCCUAGGUACCUUAAAUGUCAAAUAUUCUAAAAAUAAUCUUAAAAGAGAACACGACACAGUUGAGUCACCGGUGCAGUGUUGUCUGUUGGAUCCACUUUCUGAAUCAUAGGGUCUUGAAUAGGAAUUUUUGGAGGAUCAUGUUUAUUAGGUGCCUUCUUUAAACAUUUCAUUAAGUGCUUCCUCAUGAUUGCAAACAUUUUAGGUGCCAUCACAUUACUUUUUGUCAAAAAUGUAACUUUUUUUUAGUAUUUUUGAAAAAAAUGUUUUUACCUCAUUGUUACUGCAAUAAAUGUAUUUAUAUACUUA
Molecule: messenger RNA, 4742 nt
Organism: Bemisia tabaci
Lineage: Eukaryota; Metazoa; Arthropoda; Insecta; Hemiptera; Aleyrodidae
Source: RefSeq, a predicted model, not a curated record